Messenger RNA from Varanus komodoensis (Komodo dragon), 2357 nucleotides. RefSeq names its product pancreatic alpha-amylase-like. NCBI's taxonomy places the organism in Eukaryota, Metazoa, Chordata, Lepidosauria, Squamata, Varanidae. Gene Ontology annotation, molecular function: alpha-amylase activity; cation binding. Gene Ontology annotation, biological process: carbohydrate metabolic process. The transcript is spliced from 12 exons. The record is from RefSeq and is a predicted model, not a curated record. Bases 247 to 1896 code for a protein of 549 amino acids.
AUAAUCUCUGAGCUUUCAGGAUAAUUCUGGUUUAAGAACCUUCCCUCUAGAAAACACAGCAUUGGAAAUGGACCUCACUUUUUAUUCUCAGUCAUUUCUGAUGCAGGUUUUGUGGAAAUCAGCUGCUGCAAAUGUGUCCUAAAGCAGAGGACGAAUAAUACUUCCCUUAUUUCUUUUGGCAAGUCAAAAUUCUUUCCAGGUUCCUAGCAGCCUACAGUGAAUCCUGGAAGACAAGCAAACUUGGACAUGUCACGAGGGAAGACUUGGCUACGUUUGGUGAAAAGAAUACAAGCCCCUUUCUCUAAGGAAUGCACGAGGCUUUUGAGGAUGUUGCCAGGCGCCAGAGAACACGUGGGGAGCCUGUUGCUGCUUCUCCUCGCCGCUUUGGGACUUUGCUGGACCCAGUACAUGUCAAAGAUGAAACCUGCAAGGACAUCAAUUGUCCAUCUCUUCGAGUGGCGCUGGAUGGAUGUUGCUCUUGAGUGUGAGCGUUUCUUAGGGCCAAAUGGCUUUGCAGGUGUCCAGGUUUCUCCUCCAAAUGAGAACCUUAUAAUUAUGAAUCCCUGGAGACCCUGGUGGGAAAGAUACCAGCCAAUCAGUUACAAGUUAUGCUCACGUUCUGGGAGUGAAAAUGAAUUCAGGGAUAUGGUGACCAGAUGCAAUGAUGUUGGAGUACAUAUUUAUGUGGAUGCUGUAAUCAAUCAUAUGUGUAGUUCUGGGGCUGGCUCUGGCUACCGCGGUAUCUGUGGGAGCUAUUUUGAUGCAGGGCUCCGAGAUUUCCCCGCUGUCCCGUAUUCGAGCUUUGACUUCAAUGACAGAAUAUGUAAAACACCCAGUGGAGAUAUUGAAAAUUACAGUGAUCCGAUUCAGGUUCGCGACUGUCGCCUCGCUAGCCUUGUUGACCUUACCCAAAGAAGAGAGGAGGUGCGUUCAAAAAUAGCUGCCUAUAUGAACCACCUGAUUGAAAUUGGGGUAGCCGGGUUCCGAAUUGAUGCUUCCAAGCACAUAUGGCCCAUGGAUAUAAAUGCUAUUUUAAGAAAAGUAAAUAAUCUAAACACAAGAUGGUUUGCCAAAGGUGUGCGACCUUUCAUCUAUCAGGAGGUAAUUGACUUGGGUGGUGAAGCAGUCCAAAGCCACGAAUACUUCAGAAAUGGUCAUGUGACCGAAUUCAAAUAUGGUGCGCAACUUGGGACUGUCCUUCGCAAGUGGAAUGGAGAAAAGAUGGCCAAUUUGAAGGGCUGGGGAGAAGAUUGGAGUCUGAUGCCGACUGACAAAGCCCUUGUCUUUGUUGAUAAUCAUGACAACCAGAGAGGUCAUGGUGCUGGUGGAGCUUCUAUUCUUACUUUCUGGGACCCCAGGCUCUAUAAGAUGGCAGUUGCCUUUAUGCUAGCACAUCCCUAUGGAUUUACACGCAUAAUGUCAAGCUACAGGUGGCCUAGAGAUAUUCAGAAUGGAAAGGACUUGAAUGACUGGGUUGGCCCACCGAGCUAUAGCGAUGGAUCGAUUAAACCUGUUACAACCAACCCGGAUGGCACCUGUGGCAAUGGCUGGGUCUGCGAGCAUCGCUGGCAUCCAAUUAGGAACAUGGUGACCUUCCGAAAUGUGGUGUUUGGCCAGCCGAUGACAAGCUGGUGGGACAACAAUAACCACCAGGUGGCAUUUGGUCGGAACGGCAAAGGGUUUAUUGUGUUUAAUAAUGAGGACAGGAACUUGUUGGAAAUCCUACAAACCGGUCUUCCCCCUGGCAUUUACUGUGAUGUUAUUUCGGGAGAAAAAGAAGGCAACCUCUGCACUGGAAUUCAGGUCCACGUUUUUGGGAAUGGCAGCGCUCAUUUUCAGAUUAAUAGCCAAGCCGAAGAUCCAUUAAUUGCAAUUCAUGUUGAAGCCAAGUUGUAAUGUCUGCACAGGAUGUUCAUUUCUCUUGUUUUGGAUUUGGUUUUGUAGGCUCUGUUCUCUAUAUAUGACAAAGCUCAACUUAAAAGCCCGUAAAUUACCCGCCCAAGAACAUUUUAUGACUCAGUCCUCUUAUGCACUGAAUCAGCUCUGCUUUCAUCUAUGGAGGAAAGCUGUGCGAAUUAGGAUAUUUGUGCAAAGUUGGGGAAACUUGCACAGGUUUCGUGCUUGAUCCCUGCUCAAUUUGUGCAAGUCUUCCAUUAGCAUAAAUCAAGCAUCCAUCAGACUCGGGCACAAAACAAGUGGUGAGCUGUUUGGAAAAUCCUGCUUAUCUAGAAGUCAUUUGUUUGCUCAUGCCUGCGUAAGGCAGGCAGACACCUGAGUUUGGGGGCUCAGUAAACUAACAGCAUUUUGUGGUGGUCCCUUUGUGUGGAGAACUCAAGCGAAGAUCACAUAGAAUAGUA